Messenger RNA from Sinocyclocheilus grahami, 2063 nucleotides. It is a transcript of the gene rfxap, whose product is annotated as regulatory factor X-associated protein. NCBI's taxonomy places the organism in Eukaryota, Metazoa, Chordata, Actinopteri, Cypriniformes, Cyprinidae. Bases 629 to 1204 code for a protein of 191 amino acids. The record is from RefSeq and is a predicted model, not a curated record. Gene Ontology annotation, cellular component: nucleus. The transcript has 3 exons. Gene Ontology annotation, biological process: regulation of transcription by RNA polymerase II.
CAGCUGUUGGGAAGAAACUAGAGCUGCAAGGUUUCGUGAACUCAGCAGUUAUGUGCUGGGGGAGGUGGAUCAUUGGUUCUUAGGCACGUAUGCUGAAUGUAACAGUAACUUGACUUGAUACAUGAUCGAUCUGAUUCCGAGGCUUUAGCGACGCUGGAUUCUAGUUAGUGGGUCAGCGUUGUCAAUGCCCUGUACACUGCGCCAUAAACGGAGUGGAAGGUGUUGACAGUUUUUUGUGCUCUCAUUUGUCAUUUAAUCUGAUGUUUAGUUUUCAAGUUCAUAUAUUUCAGAGUCGCCGUGGAAAUGUAGUUUUAGUCCAGUGUAUUGAAGUAUCUGCACCGCUAGAGGGCGCAACGUCCAUUUGAUCACACAGGCGAGUCUGUCUUUCUGCAGCGGCCAUCGCUGUUUUGUUUUUGUCGUGAUAGGAGUCCUUCACAUAUUCACUCCUCAUAUUUUUCUAUUGGGUUACUUUUAUUAAAAAAUGGGGCAUUUUUAAUGACAGUCAUAUAAAAUCAGCUUAACAAUAAUUUGUUCUGUGCCGAGUUCACAAAAAAGGCCAGUCUGGUCAGUCCGUUCAUAAAGGUCGGAUGACAGGUGGGCAUUUUGGGUUUUACUCUAAACAGACAAAAUGAGCGACAACGUUCAUCUUAGUUUAGCGAACACGGGUAAAGACGGCCAAACCUCGGCAGCCGCGGACAGCAACGACCAGGACCAGGAGAGCUUCCCGUACGACGCGGAAGAUCCGGGCGAAGAGAGCGACGCGCCGGAGGCGAGAGACGGCGCGGUCAGUCCGGAGGAGCUCAACGACGACGAGACGUCCGGAGAGAGCGAGAACGUGCCCAAGACCUGCAUCUAUGACGGCUGCACCGAGACCACGACGCAGGUGGCCAAAGCCAGGAAGCCCUGGAUGUGCAAAAAACACCGGAAUAAAAUGUACAAGGACAAGUACAAGAAAAAGAAAAGCGACCAGGCCAUGUCGUCGGGAAAACUAGACGAGAGUUCGGAGGAGAGGCCUGUAUCUGUUACUAAGCAACGGCUGGGUACCAUAGGAGACAGACCCGCCAGACCGUCCCUCAUCGAGCAGGUGCUGAACCAGAAGAGACUGUCUCUGCUGAGGAGUCCAGAAGUCAUCAGUUUCCUUCAGCAGCAGCAGCAGCGUUUACUGACCACACAGAAUCGAGCUCAAACACAGCACAACUACUGAAGAUGUUUUACUCAUCCUGUUGAUGAUUUAAUGCAGCCACAUUUUCAAUGACAUUUUUACAACGGCAGUAUUCUAUACUCAUGUGAGAACCAUUAGCAUCUGUGACCUACAGCCAUCCUUGAUGGUGAGGAGACUAUCAACACUGCAUUCUGAGAACUUGGAUAUUUGACAAGGAUCUGAUUGAUCUGAAGUACUUCUGUCAUCAUCAAUCUCUUUGAGAUCAUGAAAUGAAUUAGCAGCUAAAUCUACUAUAUAUAUAUCAACAAUCCAUUUGAAUAAGCACCCUGUUCGGCCACAUGUAGUGUCUUUUUGGAUUUUUUAAUUAUUGAUAGAAAAUAUGAAAUGGCAGCUGUUAUCAAAAGAAUAUUUAGUGAUCAAUCCUAUCUGUAAUAAUGUCACCAGUGAAAGCUACAGUUUAGUUUCACCUUUUUUGCCACAUCUUGACCGUGUAGCUGAAAGUAACAUCACACAAACAGAAUUGUUCAUCAGCUUUAUUAUUAUUUUAAACAUGGUGUAAACUCAGUAAGUUGCUGAGGGCGUUCCAAUGAAGUUUUAUUGAUCUUGUGCAGUUUUCAGCUUUAAAAGCAUUAAUACUUAAGGAUUUUUCAGGUCAGAAAAUAAACAGGCAGAAAUAGAAGGGAGUUUUUUGUAUUACAAGAACAAGAAAGCUAACGCAAAUGCAAAACAACAUGAAAUGUUAUAGAAGACACAUAUUAGCCAAAAUAUGACACAAAUAAACCAUUUCCAGAACAAGUACCUGCCUAACACAUUUCUUUGGCUUCCUAUUGGAGAGUUUCUGUCUGAAUUGAUCUCAGCUACUACAUACUGUGAAGUAGUAGUGUUUUUUCUUUAUUAAAAU